Messenger RNA from Spirometra erinaceieuropaei, 24136 nucleotides. NCBI's taxonomy places the organism in Eukaryota, Metazoa, Platyhelminthes, Cestoda, Diphyllobothriidea, Diphyllobothriidae. The record is from the annotation of a GenBank genome assembly.
AUGUAUAAGGCCGUCAUCCUGCCGACACUACUGUAUGGAGCGGAGACUUGGACGUUGUACGCAAAGCAGGCAUGCCGUCUGAACCACAUCCACCUCAGUUGUCUUCGUCGCAUCCUGAGGCUAAAGUGGCAGGAUCGAAUCCCCGACACUGAUGUGCUGGAACGGACGGGAAUCUUCAGCAUCUGCGCCAUACUGAGAGAAAUGCAGCUGCGCUGGAGCGGCCACCUGGUGCGCAUGGAUGACGAGCGACUACCCAAACGACUCUUCUACGGAGAAGCCGCGACGGGUUCUCGCCGUCAAGGAGGCCAGAUUCGCCGUUACAAGGAUACCCUGAAGUCCUCCCUGAAACGCCUGCAAAUCAACCCUAUCGACUGGGAGGAGCUCGCACUCGAUCGACCGACUUGGAGGAGGACAGUGAAGACAGGCGCUGCGAUCUACGAAGCCAACCGCAUCGCUGCCGCCAAAGCGAAACGCGAAGCCCGCAAAUCACAACUUCGCCCAGUACGCAACCCCGCCGCACAACCGCUUCCAACGUGUCCUCGAUGUCAACGGAAAUUCCGGGCUCAAAUCGGACUUGUUGGACAUCUUCGGAUUAACUGCGCCUCUCGAACGGCACCAACCAUCGUCCCCCCGCCUGCCUCUUCCUCCUCCUCUCCGCCGCCAACUAACUCUGACAAUUCUUCUGACCCACCACUUCCAUCCUCCUCCUCCUUCUUCUCCUACUCCUCCUCCACUGCUCCAGCGGCGGCCGCUCAGGCGACUGUCAUGCGCGCAACAACCGACACCACCACCACCACCUCCCCCGACUCCAGCGAUGAGGAUCAGGACUACGCCUGCCCUCACUGCGACCGCACCUUCACCUCACACGUCGACCUGGUCGGUCACUUGCGAAUCCAUCGCCCAGAGACUGGCGAACCAGUGCCUGGAGCACCAACCUACACCCACCGCACUCGCCUUCACUGCCACACUGCCCUCGCACCUUCAGGCAUCGCAUGGGCCUAUUCGGCCACAUGCGCAUCCACGACGACCUGCGGUAGACAACCGCCGGUCACACCGCACAUUCACUCACUCCCUACCUCCCAACACCAUCACCACCAUCACCCCACCAGACAUCAACACUCACACACCUCACGCACCCAACUGCCACCUCCCACGCAAGUGGGAAGUGUGCAUCUCGACUCGGUCCCCAUGCGGCUUCGGCUGCAUGGGUGACUUGAGUCCGAGACUAUCCUGACAAUUCAAGCGUCGCGGAUAGGAAGGUUGCUGAUUGAGGCCCGCUCUCGGUUCACGCAGUUCGUCGCGUUGUGUGUGUUGUGUGGAGUGGCGGACUGGUGGGCUGGAAGACGGACUGAAACAGCACCUUCCACGGCCCUCUUACGCAUGUGAGAGACACGCCGUUCAACCCCCGUUGUGUGAAAUCCUGGUGUUGUGUGUAUGGGGGGCCAUGUCGUGCUUUGGCGCGCGCAGGCAUGGUCAGUCGACCAUGUCAGCCACCGCGCCCAUUCCCCACUCCAGUCUGCUGACCGGCUCGGACAGCGGCUGGGGUGUGGGAGUGGGAAGGGAGAGUGAGGUCGACGACUCAGCGCACUUUCUCCUCACUAUAAACAAUCUGACGCGCUUGAAGCUAUCACGGUGCGCUAAAAGCCGUGGCUUGGAAGGCUGCCAACUGACGGGGUAUCUUGGACCCCCUCCUUGAUGGGAGGCGGUCUGAGAGUCAGGCUGCAAUGGCUCCUUUUUAAUGUGGCCUUUAUGGCACUCCCACCACAGUGUGGGAUCCGAGCCAGGCGUUGGCGGCACGCCCAGGUGCGGCUUCGGCCGUGCCGGCCUCCAAAUCUCUGUUGUUGGUUGAAAUCCUGGUCAUUUGUUGUGUGGACCAGGGGGUGUGGUGGAGCACCAAGGUGAGGAUCCGUCCAAGCCAUCCACCUGCGGCCUCCCUCGUCUCCGGUCUUCUUGACUCUGUCUUGACACCGGGCUCAUGCGGGGGAGGAGAGAGUCUAGGUAGAUGCAGCGCAAGUCUACUGGCACUAUAAACCUCUGCGCAAGUCACCGUCCCUGCUCCCAUAAUGCUGUGGGGCAUACGGUGGACAUCAUCGAAAUCGAUGGUCGAACUGUCAUUCUUUACAAUCAUGGAUGCCGUGGGAAGUCCAAGUUCAAAACAGUCCCGAAAGUGUUCAGAGAAAAGCCGCGAAACUGGUUAGUGUUCGUGGUUCCUUCCCCAAUUCAAACAGCCUAGAAAAUCGGAGCCUCUAACCCUUGAGUUAUAAGCAACUACGCACAGAUCUCUUGUAAGCAUUCUGCAUUGCAAAGGGAUUAGAUUGCAGCCGAGAUUUUGAGGGCUCUCUUAAAUAUGCGACCACGAUUAACCUCAGAGUUCACCCAUUUAAACUGACUAUUCGGCAGGCAAGACUGGAUGCGCGAACGUUCCCCUUCUUUGCCAGAGUAGUCAAAUAAUGGAAUGUCCUCUCUACAGAUAUUGUGAUAUCACCAUCGAUAAAAAGCUUUUAAAGGAACCGUGAUAUAUUCAUGUGCCAAGGUGGAAAAGAGCGGUGAGAGACCGAGCUCAAUCCUGUAGACUCGCACUCAAUUCGCCAUGUUAUUGUGGACCAAUAUGAACUGUUUCAGCCCACAUGAUUUCUCUUUACACCGCACCCAAUUGAACGUUACGAAUGGGGUACCCCAAGGCUCGUCCCUACUUUCCCAAAUAAAAUGAGCCGAUUUGAAUGCAAAUGAGAUGCGAUUCGCCGUGGACAUUCCGCAUUAUCCGCAGACAUGAUUACAUGGACAAAUCUGAAGAUUUCAUUAAGUUUACGAACAUGAGCCACCUGUGCGCUCAUGUGCACAAGGUCAACUGCGAAUGUACUCAGCUAGAUCAAUGGAAGGUUUUCUUCAUUCAGGGGUAUUUCGGCCGUGGAACUAACCGCCGUGUGAAGCUGCGAAUUCCGGCACCAUGGUUGUGCUCGAAAGACCAUUGGAUUGUUUGAUUUUUGACAACCGACGGCUCUGUCUGCAAGACUUUAUGUCCAGCAACAAAGACAAGGCCGACUGGAUGACCAUUUCUCGCUCUUUGGCCGUCGUCAGCCAGCAAUACCCGACUGCUAUAUCGUCCUAAGCAUCAGGCAUUGACUAUGCAUUUACUGGUCACCGCUCUAAUAGAUUGGCUCGCUUUCGGCUGCAGAUUUUCAAGGGACUGUAAAAAACAAAUAGUGAUUACCUAUUCGAGGCAUAGGAGGAAAAAGACGACACUGUGUGAAAGCCGAACAAAGAACAUCUUCCAAUCAAACGAGUAAGAUCUGCAUCCCAAACUGGAAGUAUCUAUUUUCUUUUGGGUCUAACAAAGGUGCAAGGAAUUUAUCUCUGAUUGCACACCUGCUUUAUGAAACCUAGGAGGAGUGAGGUAUGUCAUGUCCCGGCUGCGGUCGAGGGCAUCUGUGGCAUAAGCACGAUUCAACCAAAUUGCCAGUAAUGUGUGUCUAACGUCCUAAUAUUCGCGUCAGCUUCUCAAAGACUGCUAGCCGCAACCGGGCAUAACCGUUCCAUUUUUUGCGGCUCCAAACUAAUGUGCUCACGGACUCAGUUCCGUUGUUCAAAGGUAAAAUUGACGUCUCCCUGUGAGUACCUUUUUGCAACGUUAAAAUGGAUACGGUGUGCUGGGAAAUCCCGUUUGUGUUAACAGUUUAAAUGGGACCACAAUAAUUUGGAAACAUAAACAUAAGUCUUAAGAGAUGACUCCAAGCUUACACCGGUCAGACUCACUUUAAAAGUUCUCUUUAAAGCAUUCCGUUGAAGGUGGCAUCACAGCAUCUGCCGGGAGGCCAUUCCAUGUGAGCGAAAAUGCAGCUCCGAGAACAACACGGGAACACUUGAACAAGAGUUUUUUUCGCUUGACGUCGCGGAUUAAUGCUCGAGUCCGUCAACGAAGACACAAUCAGAUAUGGGUACUUCAUACAUAACAGUUUGCAGUAGUUAAGGAAUAGAGUCGCUUUGCUGUCGCAUACUUAGCAGAAGUAGCAGGGAAGUUAAUGGCGAUCUGAUAAAAAGUGCUGAUAGGCGCUCUUCUAGCAAACUUUGCUCUUUCGUAUAUGUAUAUGUAUAUAUUGAAGGAUUACAGGCAGAGCCCUUGAUGACCCUAUUUAUGUACAGUGCUUUCGCAGAUUCAUAAUCAAAAAUAAAAUAAAAUUGCAGGAAUUUAAAAUGUGAUUGGGUCACAGUUCAAUCGUAAUCAUAAAGUAGUGCAUAGGGUCACUGUAAAUUAGUGCGGAAGAUUGUAUAUGACAGAUUUUGCAAAACUGGCUGUGCAUAGUCAUGCUGUACAAGCCGAUUUCUGUCGAAAACUAGAGGAGCAAGUUUUCUUUUAAACACACAAACUGUGUCAGCCGUCACCAUCUCGCUUGGAAGCGAGUUCCACAGCCUGACAACCCGCUGGCUGAAUGAAAAUUUUCGUCGGUCUAAACGCGUGCGCUCAUUCCCGACUUUGUAUGCAUGGCCGAGUAGUUGCUUUGUACGGACGAACUCAAAGAAGUCCUCUGUUCUUAAUGAGCAACCCUGGUCGCGAACAAUCUGGAACGUCCAGAGUAGACUGCAGUUUAUUUGUCUAUAAGAGAGAGGGAAUAGGCCAAACAAAUUCAGCCUCUCCUGAUAAGACAAAUGCCUUAGACCGUCGACCAUCUUUGUCGCUCUGCGUUGCACCUGUUCGAGUAAGUUGAUAUCCUUCCUCAUCCAUGGUGAAGCUGCUGGCAUUCCAUACUCUAGAUGAGGUCUUACAAAGACACCAAAGAGUCUUUCGAACAGUUCGGGAGGAAAUAUUUUAAAUGCACGUCUGAUCCAGUGUAGAGUACUAGUUGCCUUCUGGACCAUCUUUCUGCAGUGUUCUGAUGGAGAUAGAUUUGUGGUUGUCCAUACACCCAGAUCUCUGUGUCUUUCCACAGUUUCUAACCUCGUCCCGUCAAUAUAGUACUGGUGUUUGGGAGAGGCAUUGCGGCCGGUGUUCAGGUGCAAAACCACGCAUUUGGACACGUUAAACUUCAAACGCUAUCCGUUCGACCAAGCAAACAGUUUGUUGAUGUUCGACUGCAACUUCUCUGCGUCAUCAUCACACUUGACUUCAUUCCAUAUUUUUAUGUCAUCCGCGAACAUGACAGCCUUGCAAUUCACUUCGCUGAUGCAGUCAUUAACAUAAAUCAGGAAGAGUACUGGGCCUAAGACAGAACCCUGUGGGACACCACUUUCCACCUUUACCCAUUCCGAGGUAGAAUUACUAACGACGACUCUUUGUAGUCUGGAGGACAGAAAACUCCUGAUCCACUUAAACAUUCUUCCUUGAAUUCCAACAUCCCAGAUCUUCUGUAAAAGAAGCCUGUGUGGGACACUGUCAAAGGCCUUCCUGAAGUCAAAAAAUAUGACAUCUACUGGAAAACCCUUAUUGGUAGCUCGUGUCCAUUUCUCGUGCGAGUAAAGAACACUCGUUAGGCAGGAGCGCCCAGGACGAAAGCCGUGUUGGGCAUCACUCAAUAUUUUGUUCUGUUCCAGGUAUUUCAGCAAGUGUCUUUUGAUAAUGCGUUCCAUUAUUUUACACGCGAUGCAAGUAAGACUGGCAGGAAGAUAAUUUCCGCAGUCAAGUCUUGAGCCUUCUUUAUGGAUCGGAGUAAUGAGUGCGCACUUCCAUUCUUCCGGGAGCUCGUCGUCUUCAAAUGACUUUUGAAAUAUUGCGGAUAAGGGUUUACACAGUUCAUUAGCAAGUUCACGAAGUGCUAGGGCGGGAAUUCAAUCUGGGCCAGGCGAUUUGGCAGGUUUCAGCCGCAGUAGUUCAGCCCUAACUAUGGUAGAUGAGAAGAGUGGUUCCUCGGUUAAGGAGGCUAGGGAGGGGAUAGGAGGGGGAAGGGUAAUGGGAGGAGAGGUUUGUUGGCGAAUGGAUGUAUGGGCAAAUAUAGAACUAGGUUUUCGGGUGAAGACGGACUGAAAGAAGUCGGAAAGGGGGGACGCUUUAACCUGGUCAUCAAUCUCCACUUUUACAUCUGCAGACCUAAGCGCAGGGAUCAGCACCUGAGUCCUUUUAGUACUUCGUAUAUAACCAUAUAGAAUUUUCGGAUGCUCCAACGAAUUUCGGAGGAUGUUUAGUUCAAACUUCUUUCGCAGCUUUGAGUCCUCACUUUUACAGACGUUUCGUUGCCGCUUAUAUUCCUGUAAGUGUUCGUCGGAGCCAGUUAGUCUGUAACGCCUCCACAGACGAUUCCUUUUUCUGAAGGAGGCCUUCAAGUCCGGGUUUAUCCAUUUGGGCGGUUUGUGAUUGUUUUUCUGCUGAGACGACAAUUGUACUAACUCCCGUUAAGACACCUAACCGCUCUGAAAUAUUUGAGAACAUGAGAAUAUUACUUUGCUAAGGAGUCUAAAAGACGUAAAAACUUUUAAUGCGUCUCAUGGCCAUUUUUAGCUCGCGGAUAUUUUGAGCGUGUUCCAUCGUUUCCGUGAUGCACAGCCAUGCCUUUGAAGGGCCAGCCUAACGUACAGUCUUUAUCUUCAGGAGUCUUAGUUCGUAAGAGCAUAGGUUCUCUUAGAGUGCCCAAGAAAGCUGUUAAUGAAUGUAAGUAACUCGUAAGCCGCUAGGGACUGUGGUACCCACAUACUAGUAUAAGCCCUUACGUAAAUAGCAAUUACCUGAGCAUUUAAUAGGAUAAAGCCGUGGAAAAUGUGCACUUAAACUUGUUUUCUUCUAUUUCAAAAUGACGAUCAGCUCUCCUCGAGUGUGUGGCUGUCGAUUCCAUCGACUAUACGGACGAGAUUGAACCACACCUCCGAAACAACUAUCGCUUCCGAAGGUUGUCAUCGGAAGCCAUCCAUGUGGAUAAAGCCUGGCUUGUGCAUAACCGUAAACUGGAUGAUGCUUUCGGCAAUGCUAGAAAACGUCUGGUGAAAGGCGAUGGCCUUGGAAGAACGCAGAAUGUUACUGUAAGCGUACGCACGGGCUUUGUUUUCACCGACAAGUGGGAAAAUGUGGAAAAUGUGGCUUCUGAGGGCUUGAAGCCAGGUAACCUGCCAACAACGUGGCUUGGAAAACCAAGUGCCGGUGAGUGAUGAAGGUCGUCGGGCGGAUACUAGGAUUAAAUUUGCAUAAAAUGCUUUUGCUACUGCCGUCAGGACCUCCGUGCGGAUGGUAUUUGACAACGUGUUUUUUAAAGCUGUUGUGCUUACUUUUCCGAACAUCGUUUUGUCUGCGCUAAAUUGUUCGAGCCAGGCAUGUGCUGAAGACGGACAUCAAUGAUACUGAGCACUUAGUGGCACGUGGCUGUGGUUCAGUACCCACGACGUCGGGCAGUUACUUUUUGCAAUACUGAGGGUGAUCCGGACUUUGACCCAUUUCUCGAUGGUUACCCGCGUAUAAGUGACUUGAUAGGGACGUGUUUCUUUCAUCUUAGCGGGUGUGUAAGCGCGCCGGGCAGGUUAGAGUUUUCAGCGUUCCUUAACCCACUUUCGCUUGAUCCUAACAAUGAGGAGGACGUACUUGUCGCCUGCCUUCAUCUUUGAAAAUCAUGAUUAGCAUUGUUUUCACCGUUUUCGAUGUAUUGGUAGGGCCAUUGGGAGCUAAUUUCAUGUAAUUUUGAGUUAAGCGUUUAAACGUUGAUCUCUGCUCUUCAGCACUGGUUUAACUCUUAUUUGGAGCUUUCUUACUCUUCCCACUGUCGUGCAGCCGUUAGGUUAAACAAAUAGUUCCUAGCCAGAGGGAAUUUGGACUCAUCUUGUCGCCAGAUUCCAUUGAAGAGUGCGUAGCAUUUGAAAGUUGGGUGUGUCAUUGUCAGUGCAGCCUGACCUGUUUCUUCUUCAGGCCGCCAAAAGGUCAUGAGUGCUUUUAUCCACAGGAUUGUUUACUUUUUGCUUUCUCAUACAUUCUUCCUUUUUGGAACAGAGUUGUAAGGCAUAAUCAACUUUGACAAGGUUCUGAUGCGUAAGUGAAGCUUGACAUGUGCUGGGGUUCUCCGCCAAGAUCUGACAAUGAAGUCAACCACAUAGUCUGCAACCGUCCAGUGCUUUUACCAUAUGUUAGCCUGUAAGCAUCCGUUUUGUUGGUCACGCCCUAAUCCAUCCAUGAAUGUUGACAAUUCUGUGGGUGUUGUGGGUUGCAAGUCGGUUUGGGACGCUCCUCUUAUAUUUUCGACAUUUUGGUGACACGCGACCAACCGGUUCGGGUGCUAUUACGGCUAUGUCUGUAGCUUCUGAUUCCAGUGUUAUCGUUGUGGACAUAUACACCCGAACGCGUCCUUUUUCUGAGAAUCACUUUCCGGGAGGCGUGACGCAUUAUUUGCAUGAUUCCAACUAUACUACUUAAGGUUGUUUGCUUUUCAAGGGAAAACAACUUGCGCAGCCGACAGUAAGUCUCGGAGAACCAAUGCCACAAAUUCCUCUCGUUAAUAAAUCUGGAUUUUUAUUGCAUUUUUGUGGAAGGUUUGGCUGUCUUUAGCAUUUCUGCUUGAUCGUGCGGAGUAUUUAUUUUGAAUGACGUGCUUGAAGUCAGCGCAAGGCAACCUGCACACCUCUCGAGCUAGACCUUGGUAAUGGGAGAAAAUAAAUCUGAAUAAGCCUCCUAUCUUUUGCUCCAUCUUUCGAGAUUUUUCAACUGUCAACAUCGAAGAAGUAUUUCUCAUGACAACCACACCACAUUCAUCCGCCAGUCCGACUUCAAAAUAGGCUUUGGAUGCUUCUUCUCCACCACAGCGCUUGAUGUAAUGCGUAGAGUUAAUUUAAAUCGCCGCGCAAGCUAGAGAAAUGAAGGCGACAGCGUGGAACGUUACCUUUUCGACCGUCAUUGUGACUGACCGUUUGUUCAGCUGACUGCUUGUAAGGUUGUCAGAACGCACGUAGAGUCCCUGACUGUUGUAUUUGUCUCAAUUGCCCUUGCAAUGCUCUAAAAGCAUCACAAUCCCAAACUUCACGUCCAGUAGCAAAGAACUGCCCUCCUAGUCAGUGCACUACCAGUGGACUGUGUUAUAAACUGCGUUAUAAGAUCUGUUGGACUCACGCCUCAUUGCCUUCGCAGAUAACGUGAACUAACUUGGAGUUCGGACGCCCUCAUUGCCAUAACCUCCACCUCAUAAAUAUCUAUUUUGAUUACGUUCCCGUUUAAGAUACUCCAUCAAAGAGUACUAUAUUGUUUCAACUUGCUGAACACAACAUCUAGACAAAUCGAAAUGGCACCAUGACAUGUUUUCCGGUACAUCAACUGGAGCGUCGUGAUCCGAAAUCAUGGUUCCCUACACUACAGUUCAAUACUAACGCCGUGAAUCUAGAUGGCGUUUAAUGUUCGUAACUUUUAUCUACCAGUUCAGGGGCGAGUCCAUUAGAGAAGUAACUGUGAGUUUGCCGUACAGAUAAGUCAUCUGCGAUCAUGCGGAUAGUGGAAAGACUACGAAACGGUGGGACUGCCUUGUGUCGCCUGGCAGUACCUUUAUUCGAUGGCUCUGCAUAACAAAGCGGAUCACGACGACAGCUUUCGCGACAUUGUUAAAGCCUUUUUGUCUCUUGAAAAAUCAGAUUUCGGUUAUUCUUACACGCAAUCAGGCCGUGUUUUGAUUCAAAACGGAAGGAAAUGCAUCAACUAGGCCACUAAACAGAGAUCGUCAUACCAGAUCCCGCCCCCGGUCGCCAUUGUUGAUAAGCGUCGUCCGUAAGGCGAUCGAGCCUAAUAAUUAAGACAUCCUUUAGUAAUAGCGGAUUUCGGAAGAUUGAUGCGACUGGCUUAAAAGAUGAUAAUAGUUCGACCGUCGCAUCUGACGGUGUCCACCGUGUGCUCCACAGCAGGGUGAAGCAGACACGAUGACUUGCACACGAGUUACUUUAUAGUGAGGGUGGACUUGCGCAGCAUCCACCUCAUUCUCUACUCCCCACUUGGACCCGGGGAGGGUGCAGUUGGAUGGCGCGGCCGAACCCGCACCUUGGCGCUCCACCCCACACGCCCUGGUCCACAACUAGCACUUGACCAGGAUUUUGACCAACAACAGAAAAGGCGUAGAUGACUGGGCGGCUAAGCACACAGCCUGUGUACCCAGCGGGAGCAAAAUCACGUCUACCGCCAGAGAACCAGGUACCAAAGAAUUGUCAGCGCACACCAGGCUGCAAGGGCCAUGGUUUGCUAAUCAUGUCAUAGCAGACGUUCACAAACCCUAGGGCCCAGAAGGGUGAGACAGUCCUGGGCCAUCACCCUUCAAAGGUCGGGUAAUCAGUCAGCCAGUGACUGGAAGGUACCACCCAUUAAGCAACACACUUAAAAUGCUUGAGAGUGCCACAAGUCACAUUGAGAAGAAACCGUGAUAGCCUGUCUCUCGGCCCACCAGUCCAUCGCUCCACACAAACACACACACAAAUGGACAGAUUGCGUGAACUGGGAAGAGGCGUCAUUCGGUAUCCUUCCAAGCCACGCUGCUUAAGGCACCGUGAUAGUCCCAGACUCGGGUUUCGACAGGAAGAUGGAACCGUGCGUGGGAUGUGGCAAUCGAGUGCUUGUGGUGGUGCUAUUGUUGUGUGGUGCGAGUGCUGGUGGGGUAUGUGUGAUGUAACCGGAGGUUGUCUACCGAGGGUUCUCGCGGAUGCGCAUGUUGCCUAAUAAGCUCAUGCGGUGAGCGAAUAUAUGGGCAGCUGAGGCGGGUGUGAUGAGUGCCGCAAAGCCUUGUUGUCGAGACGUACCGUCACUGUAGCAGUCCUACGCAUUCAACAUUGUUUCCCUGACCGGGUCAGCUUUAAUCCGGAGCUGCUAAGGGUCAGGUCUGCAAACCGCACGUCUUUACCGUAUUUUGUUCAUUUUUCAAACAAAUGCAUUUUCUCUCAGAGUGCAAAGUCCUUACCCAGACUAUUUGCUAUAAAAUAGCCGGGGUGUGCGCGGUAGCGCGUAGCUUAGGAAAUCGCGUCCUUGGGGUCCAGCGUAAGACAGGAAUUCUAAUGCAUGGAACUGCUGUUAGGGACAUCUCGCAUUGCACACUGUCGAACCGAAGCACAUAAAAGUAUUCAACGAUUGGGGACACCUAGGGUACUUCGACUCGAAAGUGGAGUUUUGCGGCCGAUUAAGGUCUCCACAGAUGGCAUACUCACUCGUCCACUUGACCCAGAGGUAAGUCCUCCCGUAAGUAGACUGUAAACACUGCACGGGUUGGUGCCACCGCCUCCGUGGCCGACUGGCAUUUGGUCAGAUGUAUUUGGGUCGGACUUAGGAUCCUGGGACGCACUCUCUGUCACUUGACAAUGGAACGCUAGCUGGAAGGUAAUUCCUGACUACCUACUUGUCGAAUAAAUGGAAUAGGUUGUAUUAUUUUGCCGUGUUAUGUGCUUAAGCCACCAAAACCAAUACUUGCGUGUACGUCGUACGGUUGUAAUCAUGCGUGAUCUGGCGUCUUCGAUAAUGUCGCGGAUCGUACGUCUCCACGCGGGACGAUCCGCGGCAGCAAUCCUGGUGAGCACGAUCCAUUCGCCGACGACGGGGACUGCGGUAGUUCUCACACCUUCUUACCUUCCUUUUUGAGGGCAGACACAAGGAUGCGUGAGUCCCAGUCAUUGGAGACGACCUUAGCUCCCUUCUCUUGGCCAGCCACCUCAUGGAGCCAAAUCGCCACAGUGUCGACACAGAACGUAGAUUUUACCGAGGAUAUCGUCCUAUCCGGACGCUUUGUCGUAUUGCCUCUGUAUUGCAUCGCCGAUUUUCUUGCAGGGGUCACAUGCCACUGAAUAGGUUAGGGAGGAAUGUUCGGUACUGACGAAGCCGAUAGUAGCUUCUCAAACUUUAUCUGACUAAGGGUUUAGUAUCGCUUGAGAAAUUCUCAAUCCGCCCAUGAUUUGGGCUUGACAGUUAAGAAAUAAACCUCUCCAGGUGCGUACAAUUUGUGCAACAGCGCCGUUCCUUUGUCGGGGGAUGAGCUGGCCAAGAGUCCACCGACUAAUUAACCACAAUUUUUGUGUAUCAGGGGUACUGAAAAUUCGUCUAACUGGGGCUUUGUAAGUGCCAAUGGCCACUGAUAAUAGCGAUUGAUACACUCGAUUUACUUAAGCUGUGGUGAACCCUGUUGGUCUGUGCAGUUACCGUGCAGUAUUUAUAAACCGUCAGAAACCAAUUCAUGUUUUGUCCUCUACCACGCCAUCUCAUGCUUUUCCUUUGACAUACAUGGUGUGAUGAUUACUCCUUCGGAAUAGGCAAACCAUGAUUUGCCUGCAUGAAAACCAGUGUGCAGUGUAUGACAGAAAGAGUGCCAGUGAAAUUCCCGUCGUUCCUGCCUGCACACCAACUAACUACUGACUAACGCGGCAGGAAGACUAUCGGACUCACGCCAGUAUACUGACUCGCCGACCAUGCUGACUAUCGCCCGGCCACCACCAAGUUACGAUGAUCUACGGAAUGUAGCUUCUCGUGCGAACGCGGUCGCCGGAUUUGCCGUUCUUUUAAUCAACACUAAUCCACAGUGUUCCAAGACUAUAUCUGGCCAAAAAAGUUCUCCCUAGGAUUAGUAGUUGCUGGGUUGAGGACGUGGACAGUUUCAGUUAUCUCGUGACCAGUUGUCUCCAAACGGGUAAAUUGGAGGAGACUCAUCGUCUUGACAUAUGCUGCGUGAAGUUACAAUCCUUGGUAUUACCUAGACUAUUUAGACUUAAAUGUGAACAAUCACGACCCUGCCGUGUACAAGUAAGCACAACGUACGAGUUUUGGUGACAUGAUGUCGCAGUCUCAGGUCGACGCUGCAUCUGGUUGAACCACCCAAACGGACAAUUUUUCACCGUUUUAUCGGUAGAAGACGUCCUUGGAAGAUACUAAAGUCUAUUGCUUGAGACAUAGUUCGUCAGUGAAAGUCUCACAACCAAGGAUUCUCAGCUCAGGACCGCGUGUAGCAUACCGCUCGCGCGCAGGCGCUACCUUCCUCACCUUCGCGAUGGAAUGCUCUAAGGGAGGUUGUAGUCGUGCUGAUCAUCUCGCGACGAGACUACGCCACUGCGAAAACGAGGAACUUGCACUUGCGAGUUUUAUACGACCUAUCCGAAAUUUUCCAGCCAGAAACCAGUCGAAGUGUACGAAGCGCUACUACGCGAGAUUUCAACUUAUAUGAAGCCCCUUUGCUACAGCGGUUUUCGCCGUGCUUUCUUUUCAAGCCAGGCAUUCGGUAUUUGUCGUUUACACAGUCAGGACCCAAUCGCAUUACGUAUUGCAAGGUCCGGGUUUCGGGGGACGGAGGUCCCGCCUCCGUGAAGACUGUCUCAGUCACUAAAGCCUGAAUCUCCUCCUUAAAGGAGUGAGGAUGAAGGGUUGGUUUUGUCUCACACCAACGUCACCACGGUGUCGGUUUCUUUACAUUUACUCCUGCGAGCGGGUGUUCAUAUAAUUGGUGAAUGCGGGACACCAUCAGCCACCAGGGCUUUUAGAGAUUCUCUUUGUCCAUUCGAGUCGACGAUUUGACAAAGGUAACUGAAUACUUCACUCCAUGGAGUCUUGUAGACGUCCUUGUUCUCAAAUGCUCUGGCAAGUGGCACAUCCCGCAGGCAUGUCUAAGUUCUCUGAACAUCUCACGGUGAGCUGUACCCUGCUUGACCUGGCCUCUCAGACUGGAAAUUGGCCGGCUGGUGGUCUAAGAGUCAGACUGCAAUGGCUGCAUGAUGUAACCCUUAUGGCAAUCCCGCACCGUGGGAUCUGAGCCGGGUGCGGCAGCACGCCUAGGUGUGGCUUCGGCCGCGCCAACCUCUUUUUUGUCGAUGGUUAAAAUCCUGGUCAAGUGUGUGUUGUGAACCAGGGGGUGUGGUGGCACGCCUAGGUGCGUUUCCAGCCGUGCCAGCCACCUGCGCCCUCCCCCGACUCUGGUCCAGGUGGGGAGUGGAGGAGAGAGAGUGCGGCAGAUGCUACGAAAGUCUACUCUUACUAAACAAAUCCGCGCGCAAGUCACCGUUCCUGCACCGCUUUGCUGUGGAGCACACGGUGGACAUCUUCGGAAGCGACGGUCGAACUGCCACCUUGAAGUCGACUAAAGCAAUGGUAGAUGAUAACUAUAGGUGGCGGCCAUAGAACAUUUCCUGGUUGACUGGGAAGGUGCAGACCCCCCCCCCCCAACAUGAAACUGCUUUACCCUCUGCACGCGGUGUGCUGCUUAUAUCAGCCGACGUUACCAGAAGUACUGCCGCGCCAGGGAAUGUCGUCCUGGUCCUUUAUUAUUUUAGGACGAAGUCAUCCAGCCGAAGUCCUUACGCCGGACGAUGCUGUAAUUAGAAAAGGCCCAUGUACUUUGUAGCUGUGCCCUAUUCCUUGAGCAUGUGCACGUUCCCACAGGCGACACAUUUCCUCUUGUCUGAGGGUGCGAUUCUCACAACUGUCAUCUGGUGUACGGUGCUUCGCUGACGUAUCAGUAAGAGUUCUGUUCCGUACGUUGCAUUGGUGGACUUUCGAAGAAGUAAAAUGUAUCAAGAGCGCCCAGCCAAUUUAACUGCUGACGUAGGACUCCCGACGCGUUUUUGAGACAGCCUGAAUGAGAGUUGCAUCCGUUAAUGGCACUCAUUCUGCAUGCGACGUCUUGGGGAGCUAGUAGUACUUCACCUAAAACAUUGACACAUCAGCUGUGAGUUUAUGGAGUGAGAAGGCCCGGCUCUCCCACGCAACUUUGUUCGUGCAUGUCUUCGUUCUUCAUAUACUCAUAUAGUCACGCUAUAUUUUGCUUAUGUCUAUUUAGUGCUUGCAGCCUAGACGACAAGCACUGAUGUGUGGACUAUGGAAUUUUUAGGUCUGUGGCGCGGUAGUAGUCCUGACUUCGAAUCUCAUUAUGCGGCUAACAAGUCAUAAUUUCGGUGCUGUUAAGUUCGAUGUGGCACUCACUACUAACGACAACAACUGCUGUCUACGCCACGCACCAUUGGUUUGUUUCUAAAUCGCAAAGUUAACUCAACUUCAUCAUGGCUGUUUCUUGAGCACUAGCUCGCUUCCAAACCUUUUAUCUGGUAUGUACCGCCCUUAGAGGCCUCACUACCUGCCAGUGGCUCCCGGAGGACGGUGUCUGCUCUUUGUCAAAUGCGAUUUCGGGGAUUCUUUCCUUGUCCUGGAAAGCCUCGGCGACUCUAAGAUUUAUUACCACAAAAAGCUCCUGCGCACUUUUUAGGCAUCCAUUUACUGGUUUUCAUUAUACUUGUACGCCCCGGUACGACCCUCUAACUUUCUGUGGAUAUUCAACACUGGGGCGAGACAUUGGUUCUACGACUGCGUAUUUCACUGUCGCGUUUUCUUAUUGACACCCAGACUGCUUGCAGCACUUUUGGGGUGCGGCUGCCGUCAUCAGGCACACGCGUUUAUAUCGAUCGCUAUCGGCUACAAGAACUAGUUAGCAGUUUUGUUCUCAACUCGGCUGACUUUCGCACAGCUUGCAUGACGCUAGACAGUGCAUAACCGUUUCAUUUCCGAAAUACGCCUUGCGCUGCAUGAUCCACUUUCUCCGUUUAGAAGAAAUCUUACCGUGCAGUGUUUCACUCCAUAAAACGUAAUACGUCUCAGACAGAAAGUGUAUCAGAAACCCUAUGCUUGUUAUUCUUCUAAUCUGCAAUAAACUCAAAACCACUUCGGAAGUGGCAUGCUUGUGUUGCCUGACGUGUGGGUCUUGAUAAAUUAAUGUUCUACGUGACGAGUCGUCGAGUACUGUAAAUUCUCCUAUGAAAAGGUAGAGAUGACUUCUGGAUAAGUGUCGGUACGUAUCCUACUUGGCGCCAUCGUACCAAGUUGAGUUUUCUCCAGCUACGACGUCCUUAUGCGUUAAUUUCACACUGAAAUAAUGUAGGAGUGGAGUGAGCGGGCUCGAAAUGAGCGACGUCGGCAAAUGUGGCUUGCCUUGCAGAAACUGUUUCUCAAUUAUGCUCGUAUCUCGGUUUGUCAGACUUUUUCACUGAUUCCACAAGUCGUUACCGCACGUGCCGUCAUAAAUGCACUGUGUUCUGCUUAACUCAUACUUCAGUUCAGUUCAGUUUAUUGAGGGAAAUGUAGGUCUUCACCUUUCGACUCCCUAUUUGUGUACAAGCAAAUGCAAAAUCUCAAAAACUCGAAAAGGUAUCAUAAAGGGAACAAAUAAUCAGAAAAACGUCAGAUCUGUGCAGACAAACAAACUGUCUCGAAUGUUAGUGGUACGAGCAGUUGUAGAGAGGUCGUUUCGAGUGCAAGGAAAUACUUGUAUGUGUAAAAGUCCAAUCUUGCACUUGAAAGGUCUCGAUAAAGUUGAUUACCCUACUGAAGCUGUCGCAACCUGUAUUCGUUUUGACACGCCGCCAAACUACUGUACCGAAGUCAGUGGUUAAGCGGUAGUUUCUCACGGAUCUACUUAACUUUCGACUGCGUCUGGUCUUCUCUGAAGUGGUCCUUUAUCCAAGAAAUUCUUUAAGCCACAGGGAGACCUCGCCGGUACCUUGACUGGUUACGAUAAUAAGGUUCGGUCGUGCUUUUUAUUUCUCGAAUUUCACCUCGAAGUGUGCGUUGCCGUUCUGUUUGAUCAGCUUUUACUAAAUUCUGCCCACCUCUUUUUUUCCACAGGAGCGACUGUUAGCCAGUGCGUCGAUAUCUCUUUGGCUUAUCUAUCGUCUUCCCGCUCGAAUGCCCAGAAAAGAACGAAGGCCAGGCGAGACAACCUCGAUACACUCGAAGAUGAUCCCCCCUUUUUCGUCAUACUCGUGCGCUGGCUCAAAGGCCGUGUCUAUAUUGCCCCUUCGGUCGCUCCCACCGAGUCAAAUGGGGGUAAAGACGUCUCGGACAGCCGUUUGGAUCCACAGCCUGGUUAUACCUGCCAUAUGACAAAGUGGACACGGAUGGACCCCCUAGAUCCGGCGAAGAUGACACUGGAAGAAGCAUUUCAAAUCAGUCAGGUCGAUAUCUCUUGAUGGCCCGUUUACGACAGUCUGUGUACUCCCAUUGGAGCGAGAUUAGUAUUUGAGAUAGACGCUACUCCUCAUGGUUUCGACUUUUCCUGUCUAACCAAUUUGAAGUGUCCUGCUAUCCAAAACCUUAUAUUCAACCUUUGUGUUCAGUUUAUAUUUUUACUAAUCGCUCCUCCGUGCGCACCGUCGAAUGACUUUCAUAUUAAUCCCUAGUCAGAGGAUGCAACUUUGUUUCAUUGCAUGCAAGUACAUGUUUCUCUGAACAGCACAUGAUUAACUGUCGUCCUACAAUGACUCGUGUCAGUGCUUCAGCGCCUUCGUCAUUAGAUGCAGGGCCGCCUUAUCGACGUCCCAUAGAUCCAGUAGUUUUGUGCUAUACCCGUCAUGCCUCACUACGUGAGUGACAGCAAGCUCCGACUAUUUGUUCCUGUGACUUUUGGGAAAUUAACUCUACAAUACUAUUGUUUCACAUACUACCGACCCGACAUAACUUGCCAGAGCUUUGUUAGGGCCAUUGUUUCAAACUGGACCUACCUUAGUUUUUUCCCCUUAACCCUUGACCAACAGGUAUACCUGUACGAGUACAACGAUGAAAUGGAGCUGUUAGACACCCCAGAACAUAUUGUCCCAUUUGCCGUGGUCAGCUGCCGUUGGAAGCCGCCCUCUUCUGGUUUCGGUGGCAAUGAUGCUGUCGUCAGUGAUACGACUAUCAUAAAGAACUCACAUCUGUAUGACACGAAUGACGGCGCUAUUCUUCUUACAAAACAGCACAAAUUGUCCCGUUCAGCCACCAGACUAUCUGACCAGUUUGCGUCUGAUAGUUACUCUCGUGCGAUUGCGGCAGCUUACGACAGUGAUUCACCCCCCUCUUGGCCUUCUUCGCUUCGAAGACCAAAUCCAUCAUCUUCAACGGCGAGUCUCAACAAGCGCAGCCUCUUAGGGAACCCGUCGCCUUCACUGUUACCCACACCAACGAUGAGUAUUAUCAACAACCAGUGUGAUGUAAGAGCCGCGUGCAAUUUUAACGCCCUCCUAAAGUAGCGUUUAAAAGGAUUUACAAGAGAGCUCUGUAUUCCAGGAUUCCGUUUAUUUGUUAAAGUCCUCCUGAUUCUUAUGAAAAUUCCAGGGGUUCUCUGACUGCUCGUGGCUUUCACUCAUGCUGAUGUUUUGACUUUUUCUUCUCGUAUUUAAUGCUAUUUAAAGUUUGUGAUACAAGCGUCCGAAUUUGGCUUUUCGGAGUGGUUUACACUCGCGCUGUUUAAGGACACAAUCUUGAUGUAUGCAAAAUGUUUAGAUUUCGCCCAUAUGUCCAUCUAAACACGCCUUUUCAUUGUCUAGUUCCGGACCAUAAAUAAACGGAACGGCAUUUUGCCUUUACCGGCUGCCCAACCAAUUGCAACGCAGUCAUGUGGCAUUUUCGAACGUCUACACUUUGAACCGGACGCCUCUCAUCCCGAAAGUCGACUAUUUCGGUCAUCAUUUCAACCUGACGCGGCCAUCCUUUCUGGUCGGGCGUUGCAGCUUGCUGUGGGUCAGUCCGAACGUAUCGGCGUACAACCAUGUCAUCCUUCUAGCGAUGGACACCAGCGUUAUAUUGUUAACUGCUGCAAUCUCGUCUGGCCAGUCAGGAAUGAGGGCUCUGAUGUCCAACUCUGGCAACUUCCUCUUGAGAUAAUCUCUUACCGACAUCCUGGUUUCUCGGUAUACGAGGGAAUGUGCGUCCUCACCACUAAUCCUUAUUCUUCAUUUUAAAGUAUAUUUGUGUGCGUUGUCAACCAUUUAUUUACUCUUCCUUUUGUGUUAACCCGUUUCGGACGGACGGAGACAUGCUACUCUUUCGCAUCGCUCUUUUUUAAGAAUUGCCUAGAAAAAUUAAUAGUUUUACUUUUUGACUCCUGAAGUAUUGUUCAUAGGGUUUUUCAAUAUUUUUUCCAGACUUCAACCGCGGUUUCUUAUUACCGGCCUAAUAUCCCUCACGAAGCUUCAUUAUGAAUUGGCGGGCCUCGAGGAGCCGUCGUCAGAAGAGAGCCUAGAUCCACGGACGAAGACAAAACUUGCUGUCUGCCCCUACGUUUCCGUUGAUCGCCUUCGGGAGUGGACCAUUCCUGGAGUCGAUAAAUCUGAAAACCGAUCGAGGCCUGGCAGAUUUAAUGGCUACUGGGGCAAUUAUUUCCUGUUUACUUUGCCCGAUCUUACAACACAGCGUUGUGAGGUGGCGAAGCUUUGUGAAGCCCUCCGCGCAAAGCAGUUUGUUAGUAGUUUUCUCACAUACGACUCUUUGCAACGAUUUUCGGUUCCUUUCGUCUGCGUAGAGCCGUUGCCCUUUUGGUCUCGUUUUUCCCCACACGUACUGCACGUUUAGAAAUUGCAUGUUUCCAUCCUAUUCUGAGUGCUUCACAAUCGUUCGGUUGUUUGUACAAUAACGAAGCAAUUGCUACGGGAUCAAAUCUAGUCAGAAACCUGCCCUCUCUCGAGUCAAUUUGCUCUAGAGUCUUUGUGAUGGUUUAGCUAUUUGGAGGUGUGCUUUUAUGUAAUCUAUUUCUUUCCCUUAAGAAUAAACUCAGUCAUCUUUUUGGUUUCCUAGGAGAGGCGAAUUGAUAGCGGUCACGGACAGGUGGCCAUAUACGCGACCUGGAAGCGACCACAUAGACAUGAGCAAAACUAAACAAAAAGUCACAAGACUGGACGACAUUUUUUGGGUUUUCUCACGAUGCUCUUGGGCAGCCAUGUUUCCGAGCAAUACCUUUGACGAGAAACACGGACACGCGCUUUCACAGUGCGCAGAUGGUCCGCAGAUUUGAUUUAAUGAGUUGGUCCCCUACCGUGGAGGGAGGUUUGUCAGUACGUUGCUAUACUUCGGUAAUUCGGGGCGAGUAGGGCAUCAGUUGGGUUAUCAACAGGCGUGCACCCGUCGCUUUGGUUUGCCAGAACUCCGUAGCCUGUUUUCUCCCGGAAUGCUUGCCUGAUUGGUGCCCAUCUAUUGGUGAGCGCGCGCCCUGUCUACCCUGACAGGGACCCACCUUGAGUCGCUAAUGGACUACAGCCCUGUGGUUCAGUUGGCUCACUCAUGAGACCCAGUUUGUCUACCCUUAUUUUGGUAUUAUUGCGCAUGCAUGUGAUUGACGAACGAUAUGACCGGCCGAAGAUGGCAUAGACUCUGAAAGGUUACUGUCCUGGUCAUCUAGUGCCCCUGUCAGUCUGUACUUCUUUCCUCGUCGAUUGUUCUUCCUCGGAUGUUCGGGUUCUUCAUGUUUUCCGUCCUGCCUAGGAUGUGUAAUAACCUAGCUGACGAUCCUCGAGUUUCAUUUGCUUUAUACUGUUAGCACUUAGACACUAAGGAUAAACCAUGUUCUGGCAAGGACUCAUUGUUUUCUAAGUCGUUUCGUUCAUUUUUAGGCCUGCGUAGUCCGUAUGCCGUGCAAUUCAAACGCUGCUCUUUUCAUUUUUCCGGAUUCGGACUUUUCUCGUUCCCUAGGUGAGUUUAUAUAAACUUGUCGAUGAGGAAAUAUUUUAGGUAUUCCACAACUAGACAGCCUGGAAGCUGACUCAUUCCAUGGGAUCUUGCUCCUCCCCCAUUCACUCAACAUGACUUACGGAAGCAAAUGUGAUUGCAAACAGUCGUCAAAGUUAGCCAAUCCUACAGAUCCGGUGGAGAUCCGGAAGAACACGGGUAAGGCUCUGACUUUAUCUAGGCUGUUGUGCCUGGCUACCUAUGGAUUAUUUCACCCUCUAAAUACUGACCUCUUGUGACUUUGAAUCUCCAUUGUCACCUUUUGAUUCACUUUUGGCCAGAAUCCCAUAUAAGCACAUAAUGAACAAGACUGUCCAUAAGCGAACGCAAAGGUACCGCGUUUUCCGCACUAACGAAUAGGCUGUUUUAUUUAACCUCACUCUUCUGUACUCUAGCGUGAAUUUCUCCUAAGACGCAAAAAGUCUCCCAGACAAAUAGCGGUCUCGUGCGGAGCUUUGUGGAGACUGGUCUUAGGUCUACUUAAGAUCCCUAUCUUUCCUAUGUCUGCGGUUUGUUUAUCAUGUUUCAAGCACCCAUUACCUAUUUUCUAAUCUUUGACUAGUUGAGACCUCCAGGCUACGCUUUUACACGGCGUUUAUCCGAAUUUCAGAGUUUCAGUCUGAUUUGGUCGGAGUCAACAUCAUCGCCUUGUCCUCUCUAGUUGCUGCUCUACCAGACGGCGGCAAGGGCCUUCUGCGAAAAACGGUUAACUUGAUGUCAAAUAACAAGAAUAGCAAAGAAGAAAUGGAACACGAAUUUGUACCAGCCGGACAAAUUCCAGACACGAGCCAGCGACAACCAUCAGCCAAUCGAGAGGUCCCAACCCAGCUUUCCUCCGGUUUCGCCGACGGUAGCAAAGACUUUGUGGAAUCUCCAAGCAAGGAGUUUUCGAGUGCACAUUUACAUACCAACUACGAUGGCAGCAAACAUAUUGAUCGUCUCCUCCCCGGUUCACUCAAUAAUACCGAUUUGAUGAAACAGGAGCCCGUACCUAGUGCGAAAAGACAGGUCUCGGAGACGGUGCCUAAACAUGGACAUGCGUACUACAUUGAUCUCUCCGAUGAUUCCCCGGAGAAAGCGCGAACAACCCUUCAAAUCUCAUCCAGCCCGCAGUCAAUGAGCAUAUCCCCCGAGAAAAAGGGGACUAGCACAUCCCUCCCGUCAAUGAAUCCCGCUCAGAUCGGUGAUUUAGUAUGUAUUGAUGAGCCCGAAGACCCUUCCACACACCUAUUAUCACCGGCCAAGUCAAGUGACAUGGAUUUGGACUCAUCAUGCGAUUCUGCUUGCAGCACCCCAAAGAAAGCCCGAGAGAGCGUGUUUAAGAAGUCUUGCAAGUUAUCUAACGAUGAUCAUGCUUCACCUUUGGCUUCAGCAGAUCACGCCCGAAGGCGGCCGUUAGGCAUUCCCCAACCGCACGUCCCUCCAGCGCCUGCAAAGUAUUCGCCGCUUUCAUUUACUGACGCUCUUAUGAAACAGGGAAACAUUGCGCGAAAUGUUUACUCGACUCCCAUAAAGUCACCCUUAAGUAAGAUUGUUUCGUCCGUUUCCAACGAGCGGACAGCCGAAAAAUCCACAGUAGCUUGCCCAACUGUCUCAACUCCUUCCUUGACUCCUUCCAAAUCGGGCGUUAAUGGUAGUGGAGGUUUAGGCGUUAGUGCCGCUUGCGGGGUGGAAAGGUCAAAUUGUGGUGGGCGAUUCGGUCAGGAGGCUCCUCCUUGCAAAGCCCUUUUCGGCAGGAUUUCCCCCACACUAUCUGAUAUCGAUUUUAACACAGACACCAAGAGAUCACGUACUCUGCGAUUGCGCUCGCGUUCACCGCACUUCCCCAGCCGAUCACCCCCUCCAAAGCGACUAUUAGCCGACUCGCCUACCGCAGGCCAUACAUCUGUAGCAGACCUGCGGGAAAAUGAUUCGGCUCCACCCCUACAGGAUUCGAAGGGCUUUUCCGCGUCUUUGCCGUGUUCAGACGCGACUUUUUCACCUCCAUAUGUUCAAACAGCGCCAGGGAAUGCCUGUCUGCUACCCCACGUUCGAUCAAUUUCCAGAGGAAAUCGCCUCCCAUCCUACAAAGACGGCGAAAUGAGUAUGACACCGUCCACUGCGAGUUCGCUUUUUGUGGCACCCGCGCCGACUGUGCGGUCUACCCCUGAAGGUUCUACUGACAGACCCUUAGGUUUUGCCGACAUCGACGCGCGAGUUCUCCCACCUAUCUUUGAAGAUUCUGCGAAAGACAAGCGCGAUACGGGUAACUUAGAGAAGUUAUUUAACCCCACACAAGGCCACGAUUCGGAUUGCCGGGCGCCACCGUUCCGAAGUAUUUCACUGGCUCCUUCGCCGCUGGCGUCUCAGAGCAUGGUCCCUAAAGACUUCGAUGCCAGGUCCAACCGGCAGGGUUUUGGGGGUUCUCUUCACUCUCCCCACCCGUUAUGUGCGUCUCCGGGUGACGUUUUAUCAACUUCACUGCCAAAUCUCGGUCUCAGUGAGUUAUCAAAACCACCUGCACUGCCGGACCGCGAUGUUGACCAGCCAGACUUCCGACUACCGCCUCCGUCCCACGUUCCUACCGGUUCACUCAUACCUUCACCCUCUCAGGACAGAGUUCAGAGUCCCAAACCAGUUGUCCCACCCAUGCCUGGGUCGACUUCUGAUCCACAGUACGGAGGUCCGAAAAUAGAAGAGGAGGAAGGCGAGAUUAUUGACGACGAUGAAGACCCUGCCGAUGAUGGAGCUGAGGAUUCGGUCGAAUCAAUCGAUCUGGACCUUGGUGACCAAAGUUUUGGAGAUGCUGACAGUGAGAGUCUCACGUCAUACAGCCUGUCGCCAUCACCCAUCAAGCCAGGAAAAAGGUUCUACUUGCCCCCUUGGAAGAAUACGAAGAAGUACUUUGAUUAUAGGAGGGCCAGAGAGCAAGAAAGACUUCUACAGCCGUACGAUCCUUCCUCAGUUAACCGAGUUCGUAAGUCUGAAAGGACACGUAGAACCUCCUACUGCCCUACUUCGGCAUACCUUCCGGAACAGGAGUUCGACGAGCCCAGAUAUUCCCCAAGCGGUUUUCAACCGGACUACCGCGAUGUGGAUUAUCGUUUUCCGGUUCAGACCCAUGCUUCUUCUUUUGAGGGGAGCACAGACACUGAUUUCAGUGAAAACGGCGACCGUGAUUACAGAGUGCCCAGAGACCCUGGUUCAUUGAGUUAUUCGGAGACCUCCGUGGGGGCCCAAGGGCGCUACCAAGUCUAUGUCCCAAAAUCAGCCGAAGCCGUCUCGAUGCCGGUUAAAGUCAUCAAUCACGCACAUGUCGACAAGCGGCCUGCUCUAGCUAACAGGUCUCCCAGAAAUUCCGUUGAAUCGAGAAUUUCCAAACCUGACGCGGGAUUUCUGCUACCGAAACAGCCUCAAAAACCUGUUGCAUUGCUGGCUGAUCCUACGCUAUCUCCGUCGAAUUCUAGUUCUUCCGCUUUUCCUUCCUACAAUCGGAAAGAGGCCCCACAGGCGGUGCCGCGGCUUCGGUGUAGCGUAACCGUUCCUCUGAUGGGAGAGCCUCCCAUAAGUACGCCCCGUUUCCUUCCGCCGUCCGUCUUGCCAAUUAACCCGGUAAGUGUAGCAAUUGGUCGACCUGGAUUGUACAUUCAAUCCCACCAGCCGUUGAUUGGCAUUCCUGGAUUGGCUACCACCCCAAUGAAUAAUCCUUUUGCAGCGCUGAACCAGGCGGCCCUCCUGCCAUAUUACGCGUCUAUCCUCAACUGCCCAAACCCAACUUGGGGGAGUGGCCGUAAAUAA